UCAGUCUCUUCUUCUUGAUUGCCCACGGCGCGAAUAUUUUAUCCCGCGGCCGUUCUGGCUCAAGGCCUCUGCUGUGCGCGCAGUGGAAGUCGUCACCCUAGCCUGCCGCACAUGGCCGUCAUCCACAGCUUAGCGCUGGUCCUACCACACUUGUUUCAUGUGGCCGCUGUGAAUAGUCUUUCACGGCUUUCUUCAGUGGCUGCCCGUGACACUCCCGCAUCACAGCGUAUCAUGAAUUUCAGCGAGCCCGGACUGUGCUACGCUGCGCCCAUGAGCAGGACGUUCAGAAGGCAUUGGGAUCAAAUCCAAGAAAAUGUCGACCAUGGGAAGCGGUUGGCCUUGGACAAGAAGGUGAUAUUUGCUGGCCUCGUGCGCAACGCGGAAAAGUUCGUGGUUAACAACUACGACAUGUUGAGGCGUCUCGGCCUGCAUUUCAAGGAUUACCAGUUCCACAUAUUCGAGAGUGACUCUACUGAUGACACUCCCUACGCUGUGAGCAUUCCUUCUCCAUGGGAUGCCCGGUACAGUUUCCAGACUAGGGUUUUAAACAUGUCGGACGAGCGAGGGUUGGAAAGGCCCAGAAUGGAGCGGAUGGCCACUCUGCGGAAUAUGGUCCGUGAUUGGAUCGAGGAUUUUGUUAGCACGCGCCAUGGUUGGGAUUUGGUUGUUCAGUAUGACUUCGAUAAUGCGUUCGCUCCGCGUGCCAUUCCACCUCAUGCGUUUUUUAACGCGUUGGGCCGGCAGGAGACUCGGAAUGGAGACUGGGACAUGCUUUGCGCUAACGGUCUGAGGCACCAAUGCGGCAGCACAGAGUGCCAGGCUGGUCACUACGAUUGUUCGGCUUUUCGGGAUACGCAGUUCGAUUCGCUCAAUUCUGCUUGCCAUAACGGCUUGGCCGAAAAUAUGUUCGCCCAGUACGACUUGGUGCCCGUACACUCGUGCUUCGGUGGGCUAGCCAUGUACAACACGCAGAAGUUCUUGGACUGCCACUACAACACGAGCGCGCACGACUCUGAGCACGUCGGGUUCCACAGCUGCAUGCGCCAGCGAGGCAGCGACGGCCGCAUGUUCAUGGAUCCGCUCCUGACGGUGAUCGCCGACCCCAUCACCCCACUGGUGUGCACCGCAGACGUCGCGGCCUUCUGAGCCGAGCGGCCGCACUGCGCUGCACGCGCCGCUGGCAGGCCUGACCACUGGAGGAGGAGGAGGAGGAGGAGGAGGAGAAGGAGGAGGAAGAGGAUGAGUCGUGCAUGCUGUAGGGGAGCACAGCAAAUCGAGCGGUGGUUCGCGCAGGCUGCGCUGGAUCUCAAGGAAUAUCUGGAAUUGGUCGUCGAUUGAGGCGUCAUCUAUCC
Molecule: messenger RNA, 1352 nt
Organism: Prorocentrum cordatum
Lineage: Eukaryota; Dinophyceae; Prorocentrales; Prorocentraceae
Source: the annotation of a GenBank genome assembly